This is a messenger RNA of Neodiprion virginianus, 1603 nucleotides long. RefSeq lists its product as uncharacterized. The coding region runs from base 310 to 1452 and encodes 380 amino acids. The transcript has 3 exons. Gene Ontology annotation, cellular component: nucleus. The record is from RefSeq and is a predicted model, not a curated record. NCBI's taxonomy places the organism in Eukaryota, Metazoa, Arthropoda, Insecta, Hymenoptera, Diprionidae.
CUCUUUUUCGUCCCGUUUGUAAAGAUAGAAAUUUUUUUAUCGAUCAAAAGAAUUUCCCUCAAACCAAUCGUCUACGCUGUGAUUAUUGUUUGAAAAAACAUAUGCCCUUCGUACAGUUUUCAUUCCAACUUUCUUCUUGCAUCUUUUUGAAACGAUUUACAAAUAAGACAGCAACGUGACCGUCUCAUCUUAUUCGAAUGACCAUGGAACUCUGCAUACUGGGUAAAGUUCUUCAUCGGAGCUGGUUUCCCUCAAGAUGUCGCAACCAAACAUGCGGUUGUAUUUUCGAACAAUCGUAUCCAUCCGGACAUGUUGCCGGAACUUGAUAAGCCGAGUCUGAAAGAGAUGGGGAUAACUUUGAUGGGAGAUAUGAUAGCGAUCUUGCGAUAUGCAAAAAAAGUCGUCGAGGAGACUACGUGUGAAAAAUUUCUGGUAGAUUCUGAAGGUUCGAUAGUGUCAAAGAUUACAGCUAAGCCUGUAUUAAAAAAGCCAGCUAUUAAAAUGGUAACCAGAAGUGCCACACCUGGUAAAGUCAAAACAGAACCAGAAAACACUACAAAGGUAAUGAAAAACACAGCCAAUGCAGCAACGACCUCGUCAGAUAUGGCUAAAAAGAAACCUGUAGCUGCUAAAGUUGUAUCGCGUGUUAUUGAAAGGCCAAAAUCCCAAGUAUCUCUUAAAAGAAAAUUAGAUUCGUGUUCCGACGAUUAUGAGAGCGAAGCUAGCGACGAAGACUGGGAUAAUAAUAAUCCAAAAAAAAUUGCACCUGAAGAUGAGGUUGGGUAUAAAGUAAUAAUGCCUAAAGGCACAACACUGAGAAGUCGCAAGAUAUUGAAAAAAGUUUUGGAACAAAAAAGGACAGUGUUUGAUCGCCUUGGCGAUAGUUCGGUUACCAGUACGACAAACCUUGCAGAAACGGCAACACCUACCUUUAACGUUACAGGAUUAGGAAAAGAGGUGUUCAAAAGAAAUUCGAGUGUUUUUAACAGGCUGGGAGAUAAAGACGGUAAAAAAGAGCAGCUACCUUACGUUGGAAUUCUGAAGAAUGGUACAAGCAGCACUGCGACACCUGGCAUCUUGAAAAAUUCUUCAACCAGACUGGGAAAUACAAUCCUAACAACGACGAAGGUGGUCAAGAUGGCCUCAAAGCCUACCGGUGGCACCAUGCGAGCUGACCAAGAGAAAAAACAAAAAAUUGUUCUUGGCAAAGCAAAGCAGUUGGUACGAGUCAAUAAGAAAAUCACCAUCAAUAACCCCUCACCUACCACUACGAAAGUCAUCCGAAAGCUCGCUACUUCAAGCAAACUGGCCUCGCAGCAAGCAUCCGCUUUGCCUGCAAAAGCCCGCCUUGGUGUGACAAAAUUGUCACCAGUAAAGCAAGUAACGUUUAACAAGACUGCAACCGUGAAAAGACUCGUGAAGCCAGGGGUCUUCAGCAGACUUGGAGUCUGAGGCAAAAUGUACUAAUGACUUACUAUUUCUUUCAUUGUUGAUGAGCUUUCUUCGUUUCCCAUUUAUGGAGUGUAAAUACUUGGAUACUUGGCUUGUAUAAGUAUCGAGCAUAAUAUAAUAAUAUGAGGAUAAAAUUAUAGUCAGAAUUCAA